AUGUCUCUCUUCGCUCGCUCUUCUAUCCGUACCUCUGCUGCUGCCUUUGCUGCACGCCGUACAUUACCUAACGCGCUGGCGCGUAACUACACCAUGUCGUCUAUCACUUCCGAGACGAUCACCCCCUCAAUCGAAAGAAGGAGCCCGCUCGAAAGACGGAGACGUCCUGAGCAUGCAUUAUGUAAGUCCAAUACCAGUUUUCUAGCAACUGGCAUCUUCCAGUCCAAUGGCCGCACGUUCGAUUCGUCUCGCGAACGCGGCAUGCCCUUCGAGUUCAAGUUAGGCGCUGGGCAGGUUAUCCGUGGAUGGGAUCAAGGUCUCCAGGGGAUGGGAGUCGGUGAACGUCGCAAAAUAACCCUUCCUCCUGCAUAUGCUUAUGGUCCCCGUGGUUACCCACUGCCAUUCCACCCAACGCACACUUGUGUUCGACGUUGA
Molecule: messenger RNA, 435 nt
Organism: Rhizoctonia solani
Lineage: Eukaryota; Fungi; Basidiomycota; Agaricomycetes; Cantharellales; Ceratobasidiaceae
Product: FKBP-type peptidyl-prolyl cis-trans isomerase
Exons: 4
Coding region: 1-435 (144 amino acids)
Biological process (GO): protein peptidyl-prolyl isomerization
Molecular function (GO): peptidyl-prolyl cis-trans isomerase activity
Source: RefSeq, a predicted model, not a curated record